CCCAUGAGCUUUCCCUUGUGUCAGUCACCAUGGCGGCAUACAGCAGAAAGCUGUGGCCUCAUCGUCACUUUUAAGCCUAUCAUAAUGUUUUUUUUAAAGGUUGCCUUUCUACAUGUAUAGGGUUAUUAUUUAAAAAAAUGGACAACCGGUUACUGUCAGGAUAGAUUUCUACUUUUUUCUUUGAAGGCGGAUACAUGAAAUUGUGGCAAACGCAAAAAUGCUGAAGAUCAAUGGAUUGGCUUUUAGUGUCGGUUUAGAUAAAGGAACCGUUUUACCAUAAUACAAAUUGUACAGCAACAGAUCUAUUGUGUUGGAAUCUGGAUUAUUCGAUCCGCGCCUUGAUAGCAAGUUUGUUUGGACUGGUGGCAGCCUUCUGGUAUCGGUUUGGGGACAUAAUAAACCCCGAGGCUCAUAUUGUGGCCUGGCCGGGGGGACUAAUUAUCCAUUUUUAACACACUAGAGUUUUCUUAGUGGAUAACAAAGUGGGAACAAGGAUUGUGGCUUGGUCUGUGCAUACCCAGACCGCGAACAUUAAAUUGUCAACAAGAUAAGCAAUUGAAUUGUUUUUAACGCGUCUUCAAAACAAUGGCGUCUUAUGUGGAUAACAGUUUUCGUCAAGCUGUGAUGAUGAAUCCGGCGGAAAGAACGCAACAGGACCUGGAGAUAGUCUACUCCUAUCUGCAUGGAAUGGAGGCCCUGUCUAACCUCCGAGAACACCAGCUGAGGAUAAUGUGUGAGACAGUGCGCUAUGAAAGACACGAAGCCAAUGAAGUGCUCUAUUACCCGGAUGACAUCGGAAGCUGCUGGUAUAUCCUACUGUCCGGCUCUGUCUUCAUCAAGGAGUCCAUGUUCCUGCCAAGAAGCAGUUUUGGGAAGCGUUCUGCAGGGAGCCUGAGACGUGGAUGUGAGUGCAUCGUUCUGGAACCUUCGGAGAUGAUUGUGGUGGACUAUAUGGAGGAAAAUGAGGAGUACUUCCAGAGGCAAGCAUCACAUCGUCAGUCCCGCCGCAGGUUCCGCAAGAUCAACCAGAAAGGCGAGCGGCAGACCAUCAUCGACACGGUGGACCCGUACCCCACCGGCAAGCCACCCAUAGUCAGGGGAUAUCACACGGAAUGCAGUAAAGCUCAGCUCCCCGCAGACUUCAGCCGACUCCACCUGGCCGACGGCUUGCACCCACAGGUGACCCACGUGUCUUCCAGCCACUCAGGAUGUAGUGUCACCAGCGACUCUGGAAGCAGCAGCCUGUCAGACAUAUAUCAGGCCACGGAAAACGAGCCAGGCGACAUGGACCUCAGCGGCCUGCCCGAGACCGCCGUCGACUCCGAGGACGACGAUGACGAGGAGGACAUUGAGAGAGCGUCGGACCCCCUCAUGAGCCGCGACAUCGUGCGGGACUGCCUGGAGAAGGACCCAAUGGACCGCACCGAUGACGACAUAGAGCAAUUACUGGAGUUCAUGCAUCAGCUGCCAGCGUUUGCCAACAUGACCAUGUCUGUGAGGAGGGAGCUGUGUGCCGUCAUGGUGUUUGCCGUGGUCGAGCGGGCCGGCACCAUCGUACUCAAUGACGGGGAAGAGCUGGACUCGUGGUCAGUGAUCCUGAAUGGCUCGGUGGAGGUGACGUACCCUGAGGGCAGGCCUGAGAUCCUGUGUAUGGGCAACAGCUUCGGGGUCUCCCCUACCAUAGAGAAGGAGUACAUGAAGGGAGUGAUGAAGACUAAGGUGGACGACUGUCAGUUUGUGUGCAUAGCGCAGCAGGACUACUGCUGCAUCCUCAACCAGGUGGAGAAGAACAUGCAGAAGGUGGAGGAGGAGGGCGAGAUCGUCAUGGUCAAGGAGCACCGUGAGCUGGACCGCACCGGCACCAGGAAGGGACACAUCGUCAUCAAGGGCACGAAGGAGCGUCUGACUAUGCACCUGGUAGAGGAGCACUCUGUGGUGGACCCCACCUACAUCGAGGACUUCCUGUUGACCUACAGGACUUUCCUCUCCAGCCCCAUGGUCGUGGGCAACAAGCUCCUCGAGUGGUUCCACGACCCAAGCCUCAGGGACAAGGUUACACGGGUCGUCUUGCUGUGGGUGAACAAUCACUUCAAUGACUUUGAAGGCGACCCUGCAAUGACUCACUUUCUUGAAGAGUUUGAGAACAAUCUGGAGAGAGAGGUCCGUGUCUCAAAAAUGUACGGCCACCUUAGACUGUUAAACAUUGCCUGCGCUGCUAAAGCCAAACUGCGACUAGUGACACUGACCAAGCCAUCCAGGGAGGCCCCGCUAGCCUUCACCCUGCUGGGGGGCUCCGAGAAGGGCUUCCGCAUCUUCAUCGACAGCGUGGAGCCUGGAAGCAAGGCCGCGGAGGCCGGCCUUAAACGAGGAGACCAGAUCCUGGAGGUGAACGGGCAGAACUUUGAGAAUGUCCAGCUCACGAAAGCCAAUGAGAUCCUGAGGAACAACACCCACUUGUCAAUUUCUGUGAAAACUAAUCUUUUAGUGUUCAAGGAGCUCCUUGCCCGACCAGAGCACGACCACGAGGCAGAGGGUGAGGAGCCGCCCGAGGUGGACCGCAAGAAUGGCGCCCCGGCACACCUGCCCAAGAUCGGGGAUAUCAAGAAGGGCUCACGCUACUCCAUUCCUGACCUGGCGGUGGAUGUUGAGCAGGUGAUGGGCCUGGAGAAGGCCAGCAAGAAGGCCAAAGCCAACACGGUGGGGGGAAGGAACAAGCUCAAGAAGAUCUUUGACAAGACGCUCACCAGCAUCCUGCCCCCAAAACCAUACAACGACGUGGGCGUGGGCCAGUCGCAGGACGACAGCAUCGUGGGCCUGAAGCAGUCCAAACAGAUUCCGGCCGCGCUGCCAGUCAGCGGCAGCCUGUCGUCCAGCAACCCUGACCUGCUGCAGUCCCACCACCGCAUCCUGGACUUCAACAACCAGCCUGCCCCGGUCGUGACGAACAUGUCAGACCAGGUGCUGCGGGUGUUCAAGGCAGACCAGCAAAGUCGAUACAUCAUGAUCGGUAAGGACACCACGGCCAAAGAGGUGGUGGCCCAGGCCAUCCGGGAGUUUGCCCUGACUGCAGUGCCCGAAGCCUAUUCCCUGUGUGAGGUGUCCAUCACACCGGAAGGCGUCAUUAAGCAGCGCCGGCUCCCGGAGCAGCUGUCCAAGCUGGCAGACAGGAUACAGCUCAGUGGCAGAUACUACCUGAAGAGCAACAUGGAGACAGAGACCCUCUGUUCAGACGAGGACGCCCAGGACCUCCUUCGUGAAGGCCAGAUCUCCCUUCUCCAGCUGUCCACCAUGGAAGUAGCCACGCAGCUGUCCAUGCGCGCCUUCGAACUCUUCUGCGCCAUCGAGCCCACCGAGUACAUUGAUGACCUGUUCAAGCUCAAGUCCAAGACGGGCUCGUUUUGCCUCAAGCGCUUCGAGGAGAUUAUCAACCAGGAGACCUUCUGGGUGGCGUCGGAGGUGACCCGGGAGCCCAACCAGCUCAAGCGCAUGAAGACGGUCAAGCAUUUCAUCAAGAUAGCUCUCCAUUGUAGAGAGUGCAAGAACUUCAACUCCAUGUUCUCCAUCAUUAGUGGUCUGAACCUGGCCCCAGUAUCUAGACUCCGGGGCACGUGGGAGAAGCUGCCCAGUAAGUACGAGAAGCUGUUCGGGGACCUGCAAGACCUGUUUGAUCCAUCCAGGAACAUGGCCAAGUAUCGCAAUGUGCUCAACAACCAGAACCUCCAGCCUCCCAUCAUCCCCCUGUUCCCCGUCAUCAAGAAGGACCUCACCUUCCUGCAUGAAGGGAACGACUCUAAAGUGGACGGCCUGGUGAACUUUGAGAAGCUGCGGAUGAUCGCCAAAGAGAUCCGCCACGUGGGUCGCAUGGCCUCCGUCAACAUGGACCCAGCGCUCAUGUUCAGAACCAGGAAGAAGAAAUGGAGGAGUUUAGGUUCUCUUAGCCAGGGCAGUGCCAAUGCGGCGGUGCUAGACGUCACCCAGACGGGCGGGCACAAGAAGCGGGUAAGGCGCAGCUCCUUCCUGAACGCCAAGAAGCUGUAUGAGGAUGCCCAGAUGGCCCGCAGGGUCAAGCAGUUCCUGUCCAACCUCAGCCUGGAGACCAACGAGGAGGCGCUGCAGACCCUCUCGCUGCAGUGUGAGCCCUCCAUCAACACACUGCCCAAGAAUGCUGGUGGCAGUAAGAGGCCAGACACGUCUCCGGUGGUGUCCAGGGCUGCCAGCCAGCAGAGGGGCCAGCUGCAGAAGGGCAACCAGGCCCUCCAGGUGCCUGCUGUGGCUCUCUACCCCUCACGCAAGAAAGUACCCGUCAAGGACCUGCCACCAUUCGGCACGAGUUCCCCUCAGUCGUUGAAGAAGAUCCUGUCACUGUCAGAGGAGGCCAGCAAGCGUCAGACUGAGGACACUGUAACAUCCAACAACACCUCGCAGCUCUCCUCCCCGCCCACCUCACCACAGAGCUCGCCCAAGAAGGGCUACCCCAGAACAGGAGAUGCCUACUCAGACUCGGGUCACAGCGAGAUCUCAUCGCGCUCCAGCCUGGUCAGCAACUCCUCCUUUGACAUGGCUCAGGAGGAGAGGAGGGGGCUCAGGCACUCCGGCGGGGUGGGAGACCCCCACGCUGGAGGGGUGCGUCUGGAGAGGAGGGCUACGACAGACCCGGACCAGUACAGUCUCGGUUCCUACUCAUCCAUGCAGGACUGCCGGGGUCUGUAUACCUGUGCCACGGUGCUAUCUCCCAGCUCUGAAGAGCUGACCCAGGACCAAGGGGACCGUGUCUCCCUGGAUGCUGCAGACAGUGGCCGCGGCUCCUGGACCUCGUGCUCCUCGGGCUCCCACGACAACAUCCAGACCAUGCAACAGGGACGCAGCUGGGAGACCCUGGCCUUCGGGCCGGGUGGUGUGGUCAGCGUAGGUGUCCAUCCUCCCGGGGGGCCUGAAGCGUUUAUAGGGGUCCCCUCUGGACUGUGGGCGUCUCAGGCUAGAGGGAGCUGGGCAUCGGCCUCUUCUUCAUCUUCCUCUGCAGCGUACUGGGGCGAGGACUCGGAGGGUGACACGGGCACGAUUAAACGCAGAGGCGGGAAAGACGUGAACGCUGACCCGGAGACGAGUAGUAUCACGUCCAUGGGGUCUGACGAGGCCAAGCAGCACGGGAGGCCAUCGCCCAUCACCGCCGGCAACAAGGGUCUUAUCACACGAAAGGAGAGUCGGUACCGCGAGCCCCCUCCCACCCCGCCAGGCUACACCGCCCUGACAAUCUCUGACUUCAGUGAGGGCCAGACGCAGUCGCCACCCCCGCCCACGGCCCCAUCCCACUCUGGCCGCCGCCCACCCGACUACUCCACGGCCCUGCAGCGCUCGCGCAUGGUCACCCAGUCGCCCGACUCCCAGCAUCACCACCAGGCCCAACAACACCCAGGUUCCGGAACCACAAAGCGCCAUGGGCUCCACCGCACCCGCUCGCCAGACGAGGAUGAAGAGCCGGAGGAGGAAGAGGGUGAGUCCUUGUCUCCCAAACUAGUCGCUCUGAGGAAGACAGUGGCACACACAACACCAGAGACAACCAGGCCCUGAGAUGAGUGUACGGGUUAAAGGGCAGCCCCCCCCCCCAGGCUGAGAGGAUGAACAGGUAUCAGCAGUCUGAGAGAGAACUGUCUUCUGCUGGAUGACUUGAAGUCGCUUCCAUGGAGCCGGAAGAAAAGACACUGAUGGACGGACAAAGCAAUCCAGUACGUACGUGCCUGCCUCCUGCAUCGUACUCUCCCUCCUGAUUGGUAGACUCCUCUGCUCAUCUCCCUCCCCUGCCUUAAAGCAUUAUCAGGGGUUGAAUAACCCUGCUUGAAAAAAUACUGUGAAGAAGGAGAGACAAAGAAAGAUACAAUGCCUGGCACUUUGGAAAAAAGAAAAACAAGUCAAACUGUUUUGCUGGAAAAACAUACGGCGACGCAUGACAACCACGCUCACACAGGUGUCCUGGAACAGCUUUCCAAGACUAUUAUCCCAACCCCACCUCACUUUACACACAGCAUCAUGACGUGUUGAGCUAUACCAUUUGUCUGCACUUUUUCUUUUUCUACUUUAUAAAACGUGAACAAAACGGACAAUGAUGAUUUAAUAAAAGAACAUUGAUCGAUUUUGAACUCUUAAGGAUUUUCAAAUUCCUGCUAGGUUUUUGGGGGUCUUCUUUCCAGAACUAUUGCACUCUGGGGGUAAAAGAGACUAUACCCAAGUCUUAUAUCAAUGGACUUGGAAUGACAAAUCUGUCAAAAGGCUGUUUUAUUCCUUAAUUACAGUAUUAUAUCUGGUCAUUCACAUAUUAGACAUGACCUAGUGGUGGCUCCACCCCACUGCUAACUGGACAGUCACAAUGAGAGAAAUAAUUGUUGGUUACCUCAAAUGAUUUCUCUCAUUGUGACUGUCCAGUUAGCAGUUGCAGUUUGGCUCCAGCACUUUUCAGUAAAACCUUAAGUUUUAGUACAACCCUCCAUUCCCAACCCUGGCCUGGAUAUCGGUCUCUUUUUACAAUACGACCAGCCACAUCUUAAGUUCUAGGUCAUAUACAGUAAUGUACAGGUUUAACGGUGGGGGGCGUAGUAGUGGCCCUACCUGUCCAGCCGGUCCCAUCUGGCUGGACCUAGCUGGUUGGCCAGUCCCAUCUCCGAUUGUAAAACCUCUUCUAUUUUUAGUGAUAGCUAUGGCUGCCUAUACUUGUUUAGCUAGGCUGGCUAGCUACCUAGCUACAUAAGAUGGCAAACAUAAAAUAAAUAUCCCCCCCCCCUCACUGUAACAGGUAUGUUAGUCGGCAAUACGUGUUUCAGAUGAUUAACUCAAGUUAGCUAGGUAGCUUGCAGGAAAUAUAACAUACUUAGCUAGCCACCGUGUUUGUCAUCUGCCCUCUUGGUGCUGGCAUCAGCUGUAGCUGAGCUUCUAGCUAAAUCUAACUCUUCGCUAUAUUCCAGUUGAAACGUAUGGGUGAAUGUCAUCAUGUAGGUAUCAAAAAUGCUCCAUCUUUGAAUUUGUGUUGAUGAGAGUUAUCAAUGGAAGCCAUUGUGGUCUGGUCAGUUUUUUCAAUUUUGCCUAAAGGAUUGUAUUAGUGUCCGCCUCCCUUUCAAUAAAGCCUGCCUUGGGGGAGGGACGGGGCCAGAGCAGGAAGCAUUGCCCACACACGGUUUAGUCUUUCAGAGAUGGGAAAAAAUGUCAGCUUGUAUAUUUAGCAAUGAAUCCUCUGAUAGGAACAUCCAGGUUUUAAACUGGAAGGUCACCUGGUGACUUAUAUUCCAUCUAUAUUUAGACAGUAUUGUUUUGGACAACUAUGUGAGAUUUAUAUUGGCUUAGUCUUGUCCCUAAUGGUGAUGUUGAAAGAUAAGUACAGAGGUGAUUUAUACCUGUUUUUAAAAUGAACCAACUUGGGGAUGUGUGUGAGUUAUGCACCCCAAAGGCUUGAAUCCUAUAGAGGUGAAUGGAGUCUCGGAUCUUUCAGUGGUGCUGCAAUCUGCUGUUGCUACGUCCAUUUUUGGACUUAUAAAUUAAUGAUAUAUAUCCAUUGAUUCUUGAAGAAUAUAACUUAUAAAUGCCUCAUGAGCUUAGUUCAACUUUCAUGCUUAAAACUCAUUUUGAUAUCUUGAUUGGUCAGUCCUUGCAUACAUAUCUCCGUCUAUUCAUUUGAGUGUUUGAGUGGUUACAUUUCUCCAGGCCCACCCCUAAGCUUUUUAGCAAAACAGAGGCGGUGUGAAUGCUUUAUUGUUUCAACUAAGGAUUGCCCUUUUUAAGACUGAACUAGAAUACACGAGAAUGAACUAAAAUAAACCUUCUCUCCAACCUUGCUGUUGGAGACAUCCCUUCCUCGUCAUUGCAAAGCCACUUGGAGAAGUCCUCCACUGUUACAGGCAUCAAGAUCAGUGGAUGUACAUAUGAGUAGGCAAUGCUAGCGUAGAACAAACCUGUUAUCCACUGUUUCGCAACAUCAUUGGAGUUGACUGAAGGUUAUUGAAUAUGUUUGUUUUUUGACUCCAGUGGGGAAGUUACCUAGAUUAAAUAAUUAACUUUGACGGCUGCUAAUCAGAAUUAUUAGUAAUCAAAUUGUGAAAGUGUCACUUAUUUUUAUCACUGAGUUGUGCUGAUCACAUUGAUCAGUAGUAAAACUUUAGACUGAGAAGUAGAAAUAAACGAGUGCAGUGUUUUUCACUGUGGUUUGUCAUUACACUAAUCAUUAGUCAUGUUUUUUGUUCAUGACACAUUUUUUCUAUGGCUGCCAAUAGAUUGUCGAAUGUGUUUGUAAUUCAGUGGUAACAUGCAUCAUCAUUCACUUUCCUUCAACUCUUUAGCAGGCCAAGGUCUAUUUCGAAAAACAAAACAUUGCACAACAAUGUACAAGCAUAAAGAUAAUUGUAGUAGGUAGAACUGCUACUCGGUUUGAUGUGAUGUCAAGUGAGAAGUGUAUAUUUAACUGGUGAUGAUUUCUCAUACUUUCUUGUACUACUUUGACCUGUAUGUCUUUUAAAAAGACAAUUGGUGGAGUACGUAUCGGUAGUUUUUUUGUAUUUUUAAUACAAUAAUUGUAAAUAUUGGUUAUAUUUUUGUUGAAAUGUACUAUGUUUAUGCCUCAACAUCCAGUUUGUAUGAAGCUGGGAAAUCAAUAAAUACUACAAAAGUGAUCAAUUCAUAGGUUUAAAUGCACUUAUUUUUUUUCCUACAUUUGGAGGUUUCGUCUCAUGAAUAUUGUUCCUUUCCAAGACCUCUCCUACGCACCAUCUAGUGUUUGCACAAGAUAAGACAUGGAAGUAACUUGAACUGUGUAACCCUCAUACUUUUCUAACUGACAACAGUGUACGUCAGAAUUAAUAAAAAUAUGUCUCCACUUGU
Messenger RNA from Oncorhynchus tshawytscha (Chinook salmon), 8856 nucleotides. RefSeq names its product rap guanine nucleotide exchange factor 2. Gene Ontology annotation, biological process: positive regulation of ERK1 and ERK2 cascade; small GTPase-mediated signal transduction. Lineage: Eukaryota; Metazoa; Chordata; Actinopteri; Salmoniformes; Salmonidae. Gene Ontology annotation, molecular function: guanyl-nucleotide exchange factor activity; protein binding. Bases 586 to 5568 code for a protein of 1660 amino acids. The transcript has 32 exons. The record is from RefSeq and is a predicted model, not a curated record.